This is a messenger RNA of Mastomys coucha (southern multimammate mouse), 830 nucleotides long. It is a transcript of the gene Hspb1, whose product is annotated as heat shock protein family B (small) member 1. NCBI's taxonomy places the organism in Eukaryota, Metazoa, Chordata, Mammalia, Rodentia, Muridae. Gene Ontology annotation, biological process: protein refolding; response to heat. The record is from RefSeq and is a predicted model, not a curated record. The transcript has 3 exons. The coding region runs from base 73 to 702 and encodes 209 amino acids. Gene Ontology annotation, molecular function: protein folding chaperone.
CGGCUGGGCACGCAUAAAAGCGCAGCUGGGGCUCCGGUCCGCACUUCUCGGAUCCUCAGCACAGCCAAGAAGAUGACCGAGCGCCACGUGCCCUUCUCGCUGCUGCGGAGCCCCAGCUGGGAACCAUUCCGGGACUGGUACCCUAUCCACAGCCGCCUCUUCGAUCAAGCUUUCGGGGUGCCCCGGUUGCCCGAUGAGUGGUCACAGUGGUUCAGCGCCACUGGCUGGCCCGGCUACCUGCGCCCGCUGCCCGCCGCGACCGCCGAGGGCCCCGCGGCGGUGACCCUGGCCGCGCCCGCCUUCAGCCGAGCGCUCAACCGGCAGCUCAGCAGCGGCGUGUCGGAGAUCCGACAGACGGCCGAUCGCUGGCGCGUGUCCCUGGACGUCAACCACUUCGCUCCCGAGGAGCUCACAGUCAAGACCAAGGAAGGCGUGGUGGAGAUCACUGGUAAGCACGAAGAAAGGCAGGACGAACAUGGCUACAUCUCUCGGUGCUUCACCCGGAAAUACACGCUCCCUCCAGGUGUGGACCCCACCCUGGUGUCCUCUUCCCUGUCCCCUGAGGGCACACUUACUGUGGAGGCUCCGCUGCCCAAAGCAGUCACGCAAUCAGCGGAGAUCACCAUUCCAGUCACCUUCGAGGCCCGCGCCCAAAUUGGGGGCCCUGAAGCUGGGAAACCGGAACAGUCUGGAGCCAAGUAGAAAGCCAUCAGCCUGCUGCCCAUCCCCAAUAGCCAUCACUGGCCGUCCCUCUCUGUCAAUCUGUACGCUCUUUUGAUACAUGUACCUACUGUUUUUCUCAAAUAAAAGUUGCAAGCUACUGCUCAACA